UCGCUCCGAUUCUUCCAGCUGCCGAUUCCGCGGCCAGCAGUCCCCCUCCUCCCUGCUGCUGGAGCUGCCUUAAGUCCCGCGACUCGACUCGAGCUCUGCUGCCGUGGAGGCGGCCAAGGCCAAGGUGCGCACAUUGCGAGGGUUUUGCUACCUCUCGAAUUCAAGGGUAUUUUAUAGAUGACGAAGGCAGCAACUAUUUAUGGGAGCAAGACACAGAGCGAUGCUUUGCGGCCAGGGCCAUUGCGUCCAGAAAAUAUUUUCAGAAAUAAAUUUCCCACAUACAAGAAUGGUUCAAAUGGUAUAGUAAUCAAGCUGGCUGAUGGUCCCGAAAUACCACCUCUCAAGGAGAUAGUUGCAAAGGAGACUGCAUAUCUACUUGAUCGUCGUCAGCGUCUCUCUGUCCGUGAACUUGCGAUGAAGUUUGAGAAGGGUCUCAGCACUGCCACACUGUUGUCGAAUGAGGUUAAAUGGAGACAAGUAGUUUUGAUGGAGCGGGAUAUCCUUUUGAAGAAUCUAAAGAGUGUAUUAGAGUCACUGAGAGGUCAAGUGACAGGAAAAACUAAGGAUGAAAUCGAGGAGUCUAUAUCUAUGGUGGAGAUCCUCACGGUUCAGCUCUCCAAAAGAGAAGCUGAGUUGGUUCAACAAAAAGAAGAGGUCACAAAUUAGCAAAAUCAUUAAAGCAAAUGUGUUUUACAUUGUUGUAUAACUUAUGUAAACAUGUGUUAGUAAUUUGAGGAAUGAAAAUCUAUUUACUUCAAAUAUU
Messenger RNA from Zea mays, 763 nucleotides. Its product is annotated as stomatal closure-related actin-binding protein 1. Lineage: Eukaryota; Viridiplantae; Streptophyta; Magnoliopsida; Poales; Poaceae. The transcript is spliced from 4 exons. Gene Ontology annotation, biological process: actin filament organization; regulation of stomatal movement. The record is from RefSeq and is a predicted model, not a curated record. The coding region runs from base 178 to 666 and encodes 162 amino acids. Gene Ontology annotation, molecular function: actin binding.